GGGUUUCUUUUUUGGUGUGUGUGGGCUGGUGUGUGUUUGGUUUUUUUUGGGUUUUUUGUUACGUUCAGUGGUGUGUAUAGACGUGCUCUCAAGUCUUCUUCGACUCACUUCUUUGGAGGCGACAACAGCAGCAGCGGCGACCGCUGGAGCCAUUGCGGUUGCAAUCCACGGGAUUUCCUCCCAAGCGCGGCGCGGUUAGGAUCGGGGACGCUGGAGAGUUUUUCGAGCCUCGACACUUGAAGAAUCCUAUAGAGGAGAAAGCGAUAAGUCUCUAGGACCUAGGAGGAGCUGGGCGACGCGUGAGUCAUUUCUGGCAUCUGGCUGGCCCAACGUUUCCUCCAACAGGAAGUGCCGCACAGUUUGGCUGCCCACCUGAACAAUCGUGUUUCCUAGGAUAAAACUGUGGGAGGAGAAACCAAACCUCUUGUGUUGCUCUGGAUGGUGCUGACUGUUGAAAAAGUAGUGGUGGACUUCACCAGGGAGACUUUCCGGACCUGAACCAAAGAACUCUGCACUGGGCUAUCAUCAUGCAGAACAACUAUGCAACUGCAGCCUUGCUGGGGUUGCCUGUUGAUGAACCGGAGCUAAUCUGCAAGGUUGAACCAGAAGAAGAUCCGUGGAUCCCAAAUGAACAAGCUGCUAGAGAGAGGCAAAUCCUGCCUGGAAGCAAGUUGGCUCCUGAAACUCCGGAGCCUGCAAUUACCCCCUACCGGCAGUACCGUGGCACCACGUGGACCUACCCCGAGGUCAUUGACCUCCUGGUCAUCUGGCGAGAGCGGGAGAUCCAGCAGGAGCUUCAGAGGAGCCACCGGAACAUCGAAACAUUUCAAGUCGUCGCCAGCAAGAUGGCACUGAGAGGCCACAAGCGCUCCGCGCUGGAGUGCCGCUCCAAGAUAAAAACGUUAAAGAGAGACUACCGAAUAGCCAAGGCUAACAACUCUCCUGGGAAAGGGCAUUUAGCAUGGCUUUUCUAUGAUCGGCUCGAUCACCUCUUGGCGAACGACGUGGACAUCUCGCCCCCGGAGGGGCUGCCCAGCUUCAGUCAUCACGGGGCGUCCGUCGCAGACUCCAUGUCGCAGUGCUCCACGGAGGAGGAGGCGGCGAUGGCGGAGGGGGUGAAAGCAGGUAGCCCAGCCGGUCAGGACCAGCUGGCCCUGCACACGCCAUCGCCUGCUGAUGUCUCCAGUCUGGGUGAUGGCUUUCCCAUCUCGUGCAUCAAGGAGGAAGCCCUCGACGAAAUGGCAGGGACCCCUCCCAUGGCAGAAGUCAGCAGCCCAGCUGCCCCGCUGUCAUCCGCUCCCGGUGAUAAACCAGGCAGCUCUGCCUCAACAGUGGAUGGGGCUGUAACCACCUCCCCAAGCCCUUUGCCUGACCCUGUGAGGUCUUACGCCGCUGAGCGCCUGGCCAACAUCCGGAAGCGGAAAAGGAAAAACAGGCAAGACAUGGCCCUGGAAAUCACGCAGGCGGCCGACAAAAGGGUCCAGGCGGCCACCGACAGAAUCCUAGCAGCUCUCGGAGAAUACGCCAAGGCCGACCUGGAGGACCGCGAGCGGAACCGGGUGGACACUGAGCAGAUAAUUGCCCUCAUGAACCGCCAGACAGAACUGCUGGAGUCGCUGGUGCGAAAGCAGACAGAGGCUCAGGCGCCGGUGCCGCCGGCGCUGACUCGGCAUGCCCGGCUUCCGCGGCUUGGGCAGCCCAGUCCUUCGGCAGACCCGUCCCCCUUGCGCUCGGGUGUUUCCAGGAGGUCCGUCGCCAGGGCAAAGUACCGGAGGUGACUCCGCAGUUGCUCAGCUUUAAUCGGGCUGGGGGAGGGAGAUUGUCCGUAGUUGGUUUAGGAUGCAGGACUUCGGGGUACAUUUGUAACGGGUUGCAGCUUUAUUUUUCAGGAAUUUUUAAAAUCGUUUUACAACAAAUGGUUGUUUAUUUGCCCAGUUGUAUAAAAAGGAAAAGAGAAAAAUUAAA
Elgaria multicarinata webbii is the source of this 1965-nucleotide messenger RNA. RefSeq lists its product as uncharacterized. The coding region runs from base 528 to 1778 and encodes 416 amino acids. Lineage: Eukaryota; Metazoa; Chordata; Lepidosauria; Squamata; Anguidae. The record is from RefSeq and is a predicted model, not a curated record. Gene Ontology annotation, biological process: regulation of DNA-templated transcription. The transcript has 6 exons.